UGUUCAGGUACUAGAGCCUCAGAAUGUGGACCCAUCCAUGAUCCAGAUGACCUUCCUGGAUGAUGUGGUUCACUCUCUGCUGAAAGGAGAAAACAUCGGCAUCACCUCCAGACGAAGGUCAAGAUCCAGCCAAAACAACAGCGCACACAGUCACUACACACGUGCCCAGGCCAACAGUCCCCGCCCCGUCAUCACAGUCGGACCCAUUGCAAAAGGCUCUCAAGGGAUGCUGGCCUCCCACCAGCAGAACCAGCAGCCAGUGCUGCAACUGCACCAGUCGCACCACUCACCUGUAGGCAGUGGGAGGGAGCAGCGCAAUGUUCGACCCUCCCGCAGAAAAGGUUCAGACAGCAGCGUUCCUGAAGACGACAAGGAGAGGAGAGAGGAGUCCGCCGUGAGGG
Molecule: messenger RNA, 401 nt
Organism: Thalassophryne amazonica
Lineage: Eukaryota; Metazoa; Chordata; Actinopteri; Batrachoidiformes; Batrachoididae
Product: probable JmjC domain-containing histone demethylation protein 2C
Exons: 2
Source: RefSeq, a predicted model, not a curated record